AAAGGCCACGCGAAUAAGCACAACAUGUCGACCCAGGGUGACCCUGGCUCCUUGCCACCAGGCAGUGUUGCUCACCAUGACGGUUCCUCCGUCGCCGCUAGUAGAGGCUCCGGAAGUUCUCGUCGAGAUAGUAAGCGCCGCCUUGAUCGGUCACUUGACAGGGCUGCGAGGCACCGUCGUCAGGUUGCUGCAGAAACCCGACGAACAAAACCCGACAACGCAACACAUGACUGGAUGUGUGGAUUCUGCGAGUACGAAAGCAUUUUCGGCGAACCUCCCAAAGCACUGAUCCGAGCGUAUGAGAUCAAAGAUCGAAAACGUCGACAAGAAGAGGCUGAUCGCAAGCGACUUCUUGAAAAGGCCAAGGCGAAGAGCAGGAAGGGGAAAAAGAGUGGCAAGGCCUCGUCCAGAGGAGAGCAUGCUGUUACGCAGCCACCAAAUCAGGAACAAGGCAGCAAUAUUGGCACGAACCAUAAUCACUCGACCCAGCCAGAAAAGGGUGAAGACUACCCCGAUUCUCCUGGAGAACGGACAGGGCCCGACAUAAAAGCCAACGGUUCAUCACCCUAGGGUUUGGGCAUGCUGUAGGGGAUUGCGCUGCUCGAGCAACCCAAUUCCCCUCGUCAGUCUGGGGAAACUGCGCUCGUUAUCGAUCUAUCGAGAUACGGAGGGCAUCUUUCAGUUAACUUGGUGUCGGAGUGCAGUCUCACUAAUUCUGAAAGUUCCGCAAUCCCGACAGCUUCUGCUUCUUGUUUUUGGUCUUAGGAAUUGCAGCAAUAGCUCAACGACUUAGGGAUCACUUACUUCUUAUUUGAUCGGAGGAUGUAUUAGCUUACAGAAGACUGAGCUACUCGGUGGGGAGAUGGCUCAGUAACUGAAAGCAACCACGGGUUAUCAGGCAUAGGAAUGUGUUAGGAUAUGCCAUCAUGGAUAGCAUAAUUACACUUUCAGCAUCAAGAACAGCGGCAGUGUGUAUUACUAGAGCUACUUGUAGUAGUAAAUCGGUUCCUCUAUUACCACUCUUUGUUAACCACUUG
Fusarium graminearum PH-1 is the source of this 1037-nucleotide messenger RNA. RefSeq lists its product as uncharacterized. NCBI's taxonomy places the organism in Eukaryota, Fungi, Ascomycota, Sordariomycetes, Hypocreales, Nectriaceae. The record is from RefSeq and is a predicted model, not a curated record. Bases 25 to 570 code for a protein of 181 amino acids. The transcript has a single exon.